This is a messenger RNA of Mangifera indica (mango), 2665 nucleotides long. Its product is annotated as mitogen-activated protein kinase kinase kinase 1-like. The record is from RefSeq and is a predicted model, not a curated record. Gene Ontology annotation, biological process: protein phosphorylation. NCBI's taxonomy places the organism in Eukaryota, Viridiplantae, Streptophyta, Magnoliopsida, Sapindales, Anacardiaceae. Bases 164 to 1957 code for a protein of 597 amino acids. The transcript is spliced from 8 exons. Gene Ontology annotation, molecular function: protein kinase activity; ATP binding.
AAACUUUAUCUUUAAAUACUGCAGCUGAUUUGUUUUUCUUUCGUUUUCCCGAUAAAGAAAGUUACGGAAAAAGAAACUAUCUGUCAAGCCAGCAUAAUUAUCAGGCGAGCGAACCUGAAAGUUCAUUUCGUUUUGUUGUCAGGUUAGAUGGAUUUUGCCCUCUAUGAAUCGAAUACCUCGAAUUUUCACUCAUAGGGAGAAAACCGCCGCCGACAGGGCCAUGGACCCGAGGAAGAAGAGGCGGAAACCUCGGCUCGAACGGCGCAAUGCGGCCAAGAACUUUGAGUACGAUGCCUCGUCGUCGUCGUCAUCUCUCGAUUAUUCGUCAUCUUCAGCUUCGCUAAUCACGCGAUCGCUCGACUCAUCGGAUCGGACGAGCUUCCGUAUCGAAGGGGUAGAUGGAGAGUUCGAGCGGAUUUGUCUGAGCUUAGGCUUGUCCGGUCCCGAAGAUUUUGCGAUCCCAGUGGCGGCGUGGGAAUCGAGAAAAAUCAGGUCGUCUUCGGAUCUUUUACCGAGGUCAAGAUUGAACCAGUUGGAGAGUCCGAAGGAAACGGAGGAAAUACAGAGUGAAGCGGUUAUGGUCAGUGAGUUAAGUGAUAGGGUUUUGGAUAGUGUUAGAGUUAGCGACACAGCUGUGUUGACACGGAAUGAGUCGGCUGAGUUAAGAGCUUUGCCAGCUGAAUGUCCUUGUGAUACUGGCGAUGGUGUAAUUAAGAAGAGCACUCACUUGACUCGGAACGAGUUGGCCGAGUCAAGUCCGCACUGUAAUGUUAACCGUAAUAAUCAUUCUGGAGGAAUCAAAGGGGUCAGGCCGCCGUUAUUGAAACCGCCGCCGGCAAUGACUUUACCGGUGAUUGAUGACGCGUGUUCGACGUGGGACAUCUUGAAAGCUUUUUCACCUGAAGAUGAUAUAAUGCAUCCAGUUUUGGAUGGUAGCGCUUUUAGUUCAUCUGACGAAGAAGUUGAGGAAGAACACAAAGGAAAAGUUGAGAGGGGAAUUGUUAAGAGAGAAGAGGAGAUUGUGUUGUCAGAAACUUGUUCAUUCACGACUUCGAAUGAUGAUGAUUCUUCAAGUACUACUACUGAGCCCACAAAUAUUUCCCCCAAUGGGAGGUUUAGAAGGGCUAUAUCCUAUUGGGAGAAAGGCGAGCUUCUGGGACGUGGGACGUUUGGAUCGGUGUACGAAGGGAUUUCUGACGAUGGAUUCUUUUUUGCUGUUAAGGAAGUUUCAUUACUUGAUCAAGGAAGCCUGGGAAAGCAAAGCAUUUACCAACUUGAGCAGGAAAUAGCUCUUUUAAGUAAGUUCGAACAUGAAAACAUCGUUCAGUAUUAUGGCACAGAUAAGGAUGAAUCAAAACUAUAUAUAUUUCUUGAGCUUGUAACUAAAGGUUCCCUGUUAAAUCUCUAUAUGAGGUAUCAUCUUCGAGAUUCCCAAGUCUCUGCUUAUACAAGACAGAUUCUGCAUGGUUUGAAGUAUCUCCACGACCAAGGUGUGGUUCACAGGGAUAUUAAAUGUGCAAAUAUAUUGGUUGAUGCAAGUGGUCAUGUGAAACUUGCUGAUUUUGGAUUGGCAAAGGCCACCAAAUUGAAUGAUGUUAAAUCUUGCAAGGGAACUGCAUUCUGGAUGGCCCCUGAGGUUGUUAAUAAUAAGAACCAAGGAUACGGACUUCCGGCUGAUAUAUGGAGCCUUGGGUGCACUGUGUUGGAGAUGUUAACCCGUCAGCUUCCAUAUUAUCCUUUAGAAUGUAUGCCAGCAUUGUUUAGGAUUGGGAAAGGUUUACCACCCCCUAUUCCUGAUAGUCUCUCAAAAGAUGCACGGCAUUUUGUCUCCCAAUGCCUAAAAGUUAACCCCAACAAUCGAGCUACUGCUGCACAGCUACUAGAUCAUCCAUUUGUGAAGAGACCACUUUCCACAUCCUCAGGCUCAGCAUCUCCUUUUUUAGUCAGGCGGCAUUGAAAAAUUGAAAGUUGGCGAGGUAUUUAUCACUUCUGGUUUUUCAGUACUGUCCUAUGUCUGUCCUCUCGUUGACAGUGGAAAUUAAAGAAACCACAGUUGAUGUGAAUCCUUGCAUGUUUUCUUGGGGGUGCACAGAAACCAGAAGGAGUUGUGCAUAUUUUUUAACUCUGUAAAAUCGAUAUAUGAUGUAACUGUGAUGAUGAUAAAUGUGUGACAUUUAUGAAUUAAGGGGGCCACUGGGUAAUAUCAAUCUUGGGCCAGGAUUCUCAAAGUAAUUUUAACAGUCUGCUUGAUUGGGCCACAACUUUUAACGGUAUCUCAGAUUAUUGACCUUUGCACUCACUCAAAUUAUUGUUUACGUCUUGAAGACAUCUUUUAAAAUUGUGAAGUAAGCACGCCCUUGCAUCCUCAAGUUAUUUGGUCUGUGUAGAAGCAAAGGCUGCUGAAUUCUCAAGUGUUCUAUGGGAUCUGGGCAUGAGUCUCCCUUUCUACGUGAGAAACCUGCCCUUUAAUUUUUCUGUUGUAUUUAUCAGCUGCUGUGGACAAUGUGUUCGGGCGCCCCAUGUUCACUGUAUUAAGCCCUUUGUAAUUUAUUUAAUUUCUUUAUUGAAAUUAAAGUUUGUAUUGUGAUUGUAUUUGAUUAACUUAUUUUUUUCAAUUGUCUGUAGUCUCGGAAAGAUGUUCAAAUAGCUCUUCCAUUUGCUUCCA